This is a messenger RNA of Lachancea meyersii CBS 8951, 963 nucleotides long. The record is from the annotation of a GenBank genome assembly. NCBI's taxonomy places the organism in Eukaryota, Fungi, Ascomycota, Saccharomycetes, Saccharomycetales, Saccharomycetaceae.
AUGUCGAGACCUAUUAUCAUUGGCAAUCGAGGCUAUCGAGGGAAGUACCCAGAGAACAGCUUAGUUGCGUUCGAAAAGGCAUUGGAAGCCGGAGUAGAUGUUAUUGGAACAGACCUUCAAAUGUCCCGGGACGGGGUAGUAAUUAUUAGCCACGAUCAAUCGACCCUGCGAUGCUGGAAUCGACAGUGCAAGGUGGGAGAGACUGAUUGGAGCGAGCUGAAAACUCUGCGUUGCACGAGUUCUGGCUAUACGGACUUGAAGAUGUUGACGCUAAUUGACGUUUUAAAAUGGGUGGUGGACCAUCCAGAGGUUAAAUUGAUGCUGGACAUCAAGUACACAAACGACCAGGAGAUCAUGCUCAAAAGCGUGGCCGGGAUGCUGAGCGUUCAAGAACACUUGCCCUUCUGGAGAGAACACAUAAUAUGGGGCCUGUGGGACGUAGACUGGUUCCAGUACGGCAUGGAUACAGGUGUGAUAAAGGACUUCGAGGUCGUGGCCAUCACGCUGUCGCUGGAAAUGGCCAAACGGUUUGUCGAAUUCUCGCGAAAAAUCAAAAACCCACAUUUCCGGCUGAGCGGCGUGAGCGUUCAUUUCGUGUCCACAUGGACCUCAGCUUUUAGGAAUGAGUUAAUUCCGUAUUUGAGCGAGAAUAACGUUCACACGUACGUGUGGACGGUAAAUAAGGCCCAGGAUUUCAAGCAGUGUGCAGCGCUCCCAAUUGCCGGCUUUGUGACGGACUUUCCGACCGUGGCCCGCGAAACAAUCUCGAAGCAGACGCCAUCGCAGGUAAAAUUCAAACGUCCAUUUCCUUUAACGAGGAAAGGCCUUAGAUUCUAUGCGUUUAUCCUGUUGUAUCAGCUUACCGUGCUGGUAUUAUUUUCGUCCUUGGCGCAGCACAAAAUUGCAGGGUUCUCGCUCUCGAUGCUUGUGGCUAGGCUCCUGAAAGCGGUCCACGCUGUAUGA